Messenger RNA from Symbiodinium natans, 1371 nucleotides. The record is from the annotation of a GenBank genome assembly. Lineage: Eukaryota; Dinophyceae; Suessiales; Symbiodiniaceae.
AUGAAGCGCAAGUGUGAGGAUAGCACGCAGCACGUGCAGCUCCAGGCGCUGCGCGUGAAGGCAGCUGAGCUCAUCGCCACGGCCGGGGAGUCCAACGGGGAGGGUAAGGCGAAGUACAAGAAGGUGGUGAAAGACUUCAUCGAUGCUGGCGGGGCCACGGAUGACCUCAUCGUGCGCAUCGGCACCCAGUUCUUCGGGUGCCCUGCGGCCAAAACCAGCCAGGGACCGGUGGAGGACGCCCCCUUCGAGGGAUCCAGACUCCUAGACUUCGACUACCUUGAGAAGUUUAUGGUGGACUGCUUUGUGGCUUCCGGGACGCCCGAGAAGGAGUCCAAGGUCUGCGCCAACGUGCUGAUCGAGGCCGACAAGAGGGGGAUCGACAGCCAUGGCAUCGGCAGACUGAAGUCCAUCUACAUGGACAGGAUCAAGAGCGGCAUAUUGAAGCCCUUCGCCCCCAUCGACGUGAUCCGGGAGACGGAGACGACGGCCUUGAUCGACGCCAACAUGGGCAUCGGCCUCUACGUGGGCCCCCAUUGCAUGGACAUCGCCAUCAACAAGGCGAAGAAGUACGGUCUUGGCUUUGUGGCCGUUCGGAACUCGACCCACUACGGCAUCGCGGGCUACUAUGCGACGAUGGCCACCUCCAGGGGGUGCAUCGGCUUCUGCGGGACCAACGCGCGCCCGUCCAUCGCGCCCACCUUUGGGGUGGAGCCCUGCCUCGGUACCAACCCACUCUGCUUCGGCAUCCCGACGGACGAGGCCUUCCCCUUCGUGAUUGAUUGCGCCACUUCCAUCUGCCAGCGCGGCAAGGUGGAGAAGUACGCCCGGAUUGGCAGCGCCACGCCCAAGGGCAUGGUCAUCGACUCCACAGGGGAGGAGCGGACGGACACCGAGGGCAUCCUGAAGGGCAUGGUCAAGGGGGACUGUGCCCUGUGCCCGAUGGGAGGCGGGGGCGACGAGCUGGGAGGCUACAAAGGCUACUCCUGGGCCACCGUGGUAGAGCUCCUCAGCAUCGCCUUUCAGGGUGGUGACUUUGGCCGGGCACUGUCGGGUGUUGGACCUGACGGUAAGCCGUCGCCCAUGUCCCUGGGACAUUUCUUCUUGGCCAUCAACGUAGAGGCAGUCUGUGAUGCCGACGCCUUCAAGAAGAAGAGUGGUGACUUCCUGAGGUACCUCCGAGGCUCAGCGAAGGACCCAAAUGGCCCCGGCCGAAUAUGGACGGCUGGGGAGGAUCAGUACGACUACAGGAACCAACGUACGGCCAAUGGCGGCGUUAUGGUCCCGCCUGCACUGUUGAAAGACAUGAAGAGCCUGAGAGAAUACCUACCUGGCCUUCCGGAGAAGUAUCCCAAGUUUUGUUUCGAGGACUGA